Messenger RNA from Exophiala xenobiotica, 2001 nucleotides. RefSeq lists its product as uncharacterized. The record is from RefSeq and is a predicted model, not a curated record. NCBI's taxonomy places the organism in Eukaryota, Fungi, Ascomycota, Eurotiomycetes, Chaetothyriales, Herpotrichiellaceae. Gene Ontology annotation, biological process: transmembrane transport. The transcript is spliced from 5 exons. Gene Ontology annotation, molecular function: transmembrane transporter activity. The coding region runs from base 238 to 1881 and encodes 547 amino acids.
UUAUCAAGAGGACCAAGCUAGAGACAGCUUCCCAUGGCCCGAAGGUGUGGUUAGUCGUGCGUUUGUCCUGAGAUCAUGGAGGCGAUGCACGGUUGCUAGGCGCGCACUAAACAACCAUAACCUCCCGUGUCAAGGCUACAGGUAUAAGUAUCUCGACCUUUUCCUCAUUCUCGCAGGUUGCGCCUUGCAACUCUUGGGCUCUCCAUCUCUUCGUUAAGACCCUUUAUCAGCGACGCCAUGACUGUGCCACAUGUCCAUCCAGGGGCCGAGUCGGGUGCCAUCCCCGGAACGGUCCACCUUGUCGACUUGGAUCAUACCAUGCACACGCGACACGCUCAGGGUGCUCAGCAAGAUAUUGUGCUUGUCCCAACACCAUCCAAAGAUCCCAAUGACCCCUUGAACUGGUCGCCUCGCAGGAAGCUCAUGUCAAGCAUUUGUUCUAACCUUUACACCUGGUUUACCGGCGUCGCGGUUAGCACGGUCUACUCUGUCCUUGUCCCAUUGUCCGGCAACACCGGUGUAUCAGUGGCUACGCUCAACGAAGGGACUGGCUAUAUGUUCCUCUUUCUCGGAUGGGGUUUAUUGUGGUGGCAGCCAUUUGCUCUGAGAUAUGGAAAACGGCCAGCCUAUCUGCUCUCUAUCCUCGGCGGCAUUGGAACCAGUAUAUGGAGCGCCUAUGUCAAGAGCAAUGGAGAAUGGAUCGCUCGAUGCAUUCUCAUGGGCUUCUUUAUCGCACCAAUUGAGGCACUCCCUGAAAUCUCUGUCACCGAUAUCUAUUUUACCCAUCAGAGAGGCACCUGGAUGGGCGUUUACGCCUUUACCCUUGCUGGCAGCAACUACUUCACGCCCGUCAUCUGUGGCUUCAUCGCAGAGUACCAGGGUUGGAGGUGGCCGUUCUACUGGGCGGCCAUCUUCCUCGCCGUCAUAUUCGUCUUCCUCUUCUUCUUCAUGGAAGAGACCAACUACAACCGGGCUACUUCUGGGGUCGUCUCGGGAACUGACUCGCCGCCUUCAGAGCAGACAAUGAGGGCCGAUGCUGAGAAGAACCCCGGUAUGGCAGGCACCAACCUUACUCAGCCGUCUGCCGAGGACGGGGAGGUCGUUGCUGCCCCCAAGACCUUUACUGAAAAGCUGUCAGUCUGGAACCCUACUCCGGGAAAGAGCAUGUGGUCGCGUGCUGUUCGGAGCUUGAAGUACCUCGGCUGGCCUGUCAUUUUCUAUGCCGGGUUCUCCUACGGUUCAUAUCUCAUCUGGUUCAACGUUCUCAACGCUACAGCAUCCAUCAUUCUGGGUGGCCCGCCUUACAAUUUCUCCGCGUCGAUGGUGGGGCUCAGCUACUUGUCUUGUACGAUAGGCGUCAUUGUCUGUUCCCUUCUGUCCGGCAGGCUGAGUGACUGGUUGACCAUCAAGCUUGCCCGCCGAAACAACGGCAUCAUGGAAGCUGAACAGCGCCUGUGGCCCUUCGUUCUCUGCAUGGUUCUUGUACCUGGUGGGCUGAUCCUCUGGGGUGUUGGAGCCGCACAAGGUAUCCAUUGGUUUGGCCUCAUGAUUGCGAUGGGAACUGUGGCUGGAACCCUUUGUUUCGGAGUGACGCUCAGUGUCAACUAUCUCAUCGACAGCUACCACGACAUCAGUGGCGAUGCUCUUGUGACUGUUAUCAUCGUCCGAAACACCAUGUCGUUCGCCAUCAGCUAUGGAAUUACGCCCUGGUUGACGAAUCUUGGCUACCAGAACUGCUUUAUCUCUGCCGCGUUUGUCGGCAUGGCAGCUUCUUCGGUCUUCUUCGUCAUGAUCAAGUAUGGCAAGGGGCUCCGCGCAAAGAGUGCUACGAGAUACUGGGCCCUGGUGGCCGAGGAGAAGGCGGCAGAGUCCAAACUGUAGGUAGAUAUAAGGAAGCAGCGGAGGCAUGGAGUUGAGUGAUAGGCUUCCUCGUGAUCGUAUUUGAACGGGGAACCACGCAUGCAGUUUAUAUCAGUAGCGUCCUGUACGUAUAAAAAUGUA